This is a messenger RNA of Brienomyrus brachyistius, 4811 nucleotides long. Its product is annotated as KIAA2013 ortholog. The coding region runs from base 627 to 2456 and encodes 609 amino acids. The record is from RefSeq and is a predicted model, not a curated record. The transcript is spliced from 3 exons. NCBI's taxonomy places the organism in Eukaryota, Metazoa, Chordata, Actinopteri, Osteoglossiformes, Mormyridae.
CCUGAUUUACGGCAAUCAAGCGUCAGGUCGCACUGCGAAGAACAGGAACUGGUGUGAUCGUGGGGGGGUAAUGGAGGUCCAGCAAACCCUGACCAGGAAAAGGGCUGCUGAAUAUGCGACAAAGUGAAAUUAAAGCAAGACAAGGUUGUUAUGGAUGACGCAAAGACUUAAAAUGUGAGAUAAGUAGAAUGUGCCCUGUUUCGCAGUCUGACAAGCUAGCUAGGAAACCAGCUGAAGUCUGUUUAUUUUGCGUGUAUUUGAAGUUAACAGUUGACUCUCCGCUUUCAUUAUAUAGAGCAGCUUAGUAUUUCCUCGAAAGUCAAAUGGACAGAAUAAUGUAAUUUUAUUCUGUUCCAUUUGCAGUGUACGCCUUAUCAACAGCUGAUUGGUUUAAGUAUCGUAGCUAGACUAGCAACAGUAAAGAAAGUCGUCAGUAAAAGGUGUUUUUGUGCAACUAAUUAGCUGAGUUUUUCACUGGAAACUGUAAAUGCACUUGCCAUUUUAAACAUUUCUGUCUAAUUUUUGGUGGCAAGAUACCCAGUUCUCUGAUAUUGCCUCCGUGAAACACAACGCAAGGAAAGACACAGAGCGUGUUUUUGUAACUUCUGCAUGUUGAAUAAAUUAAAAUGUGGCUUCAGCAGAGAUUAAAGGGCCUGCCGGGAUUGUUGUCUAGCAGUUGGGCCAGGAGGAUUCUUCUAGGUGUGCUGCUGUUCCUUAUUUUUUAUUGGUAUCUUAGCUCAGAUGGCAUUUUGAGAUUUUUGAGUCGCUCAGGGGAUCUCGGGGGGGCGACUGGGCUCUGUCUCCAUGCGGCCAUGCAGAGUUGGAAACCGCAUGUCGACUGGGGUGACGGUGUUGUCAUCGGCCCCCAGAGUAAAACCCCUGUACCAGCCGUGGUUGGUAACGGACACUUCUUGGUAGAUAUAGAUGCUAACAGGCUGUGGGUGGCCUCAUCUUUUCAGGCCGGCUCAGUUCCGGUUCACCAGACCGAAUACUCUCCCUUGGUCACACUGGAUGUGCCAGGAAAGAGGGCAGAAGCACGUUCUGGGGUCAUCUUAUUCAACAAGGGCUCCAUGGUGUCCGUCCACUGCGUUUCCAUGACGAGCUCGCAGUCGGCCCGGGAGUGUAUCACCAUCACAGAGGAGCUCCUCGCUCACCGGAGCCGGCCGAAUGUCUUCCUCCAGAGGAUCCGCGUCGCCAAUCCGUCCGAGCGGACGGUUAACAUUGACGUGUCGUCCGUGUCACCUUCGUACGGGAACAAGUUCUCCUCCAGCCUGGAGAAGACUGAGGAACGGGAGUUUAUCUUGUCUUUUGGCAAGGUGCUGAUGGAGAAGAACCACAUUGUGCUUGUGAUUGUGGCCACCAAGAAACUGCAGGGCCGCCUGCAGGUGGCAGGAAAGUCAGAGUACGUGGAGAACGUGCUGUCAGCGGUCUACACCUCAGAGCCCAUGGAGUCCUCGAAGGUGGAGGAAGCGUUCACAAAGCUUCGAGAUGCAGCGAAGAAAGAGAUCGGUGAGCUACUGAGAGCCAAUGUGGAAGAUCUCAUACAGGAACACAGACAGGCCUGGACGGACCUCUUCAUAUCUGGCAUAGAGAUGCGAAAGAUCACUGACUCGCACACGCCCUCCAGCAACACCGUGAACAGUACCCUCUACUACAUCCUGUCUGCCUCAUCGGCGCCCCUGCUGGACAGGAGGAUCAGCGCAGAGGACCGUAAGAGUUUGGAGUCCAGUCUGAACUACGCAGACCACUGUUUCAGCGGCCACGCCACCAUGCACGCGGAGAACCUGUGGCCGGACCGCGUCAGUAGUGUGGCGCAGGUACUGCAGCUGGUGACGCUGUGGAACCUGACGUUGCAGAAGCGCGGCUGCAAGACGCUGGUGGCCGCAGGGGCGCACGGCGUCAUGCAGGCUGUGGUGCUCAGCUUCGGCGGCCUGCAGUUCACGGAGAACCACCUGCAGUUCCAAGCGGAUCCCGACGUGCUGCACAACAGCUACGCCCUGCGCGGGAUCCACUAUAACAAGGACCUGAUCAAUCUGGCCGUGCUGCUGGAUGCCGAAGGCAAACCGUUCCUGCACGUGUCCGUCAAGCCCCAGGAGAAGCCCGUCAAACUGUACGCCUGUGAAGCUGGCUGCGUCAACGAGCCUGUGGAGCUCACCUCCGAAACCAAAGGCCACACCUUCCCCGUGAUGGUGACCCAGCCAAUCACGGCCCUGCUCUAUAUCUCCACCGACCUGACGCACCUGCAGGACCUGAGGCACACGCUACACGUUAAGGCCAUCCUGGCUCACGAGGACCACAUGGCCAAGCAGUACCCCGGGCUGCCCUUCCUUUUCUGGUUCAGUGUGGCUUCGCUCAUCACUCUCUUUCACCUCUUUCUGUUCAAACUCAUCUACAACGAGUACUGUGGACCCGGAGCUAAGCCCCUCUUCAGAAGCAAGGAUGAUCCCAUUGUCUGACAGCCAUCGGACGCCCCCUUGCCAAGGGAUCCCCCCCUCCCACUGGCAGUUCAGCUGCAGUUUGGAGUUUAAGCUGAAGGUUCACUCACUGCAUUCUUUCCGCUGUCAUGUCCCCUGUUCGUCGAUUUUACCUGGCAUCUCACCCCAGGGUGUCACCUGCCAUUACCCUGUGCUCCAAGGCCUUCAUAACCCUGUUCUGGAUAAACUGCUAUGGAAAAUGGUUGGGUGCAAUGAUUGUACAGUUUUCUCUCAUCAAAUAUUGACUCAAGUUCCAGAAUUUUAGCUGGACAAUGUCAAAAAAUUUCCCUGCAACGGGUACGCUGUGUCUGUAUGUCGUUUUCGUUCCUGUGAUGGAAAUAUCAUCUUUUAUUAUUAAUUAAUACUUUGAAUUGUUGUUUUUUUGGUUGAACAAGCGCACAUGUGUAAGGGUUGCCAGACUUUAACUGCAUUCAGUAAGUAGGUGUGUGAUUGUUGAGCAUCAUUAUAAGGAAUGAAGAGUCGGGAUUUUCUUUAUGGGCUUAUUCCUCUUUCGGAGGGAUCUCUGCAGCUGCAGUACAUGGCGUCUGGAGCGUGUGAGCAGAAGGUCUGCGGCUGUUUGCAUCGUCGUGAGUGUGCGCGUGUGCUUCCCAUCAGAUUUGGCUGCAGUAGAGCUGAAGACAAAACAUUGCGGCAGCAAGGACAUGCGGCUUAGCAGGCAUAAUGACAGCUGGAUAUUUGGUGCUCUGACCUCUCUUAUUAUGGGGGAGGUUUUAGAAUAGUAGGACACUGCUGUGUAUUUCAUUCAUGUAGGUUAUGUUGCGUAGGAAGUUGCGAGUAAACAGUAACUGCUUAAUUCAGCAAGUAAUAUUGCAAAUAUAUUGGUUUUAUAACAAAAAAACUCACUUCUUUUUUACUAAAUUAUACUAAAUGGGCUGUUCUGCAUUAAAGAAUCAUUACCAAGCAGUCUCAUUCGACCUUUGCAGUAACAUAAAACGCCAAACAUUUGUGUGCAAUUACAGUAAAAUGGCAAGAGCAGAAAUGAGUCAGUCAAAAAAAAAUGUGUGGAAGAUAUGUACAGAUACAUUAAAUAUUGAUUAUCAAUUGACAUUUGUUAUGAAACCAAUAAAUUAAGUGUCCCAAGACUUUCUGUGAACACUGUAUGUUAAUUAUGAAAUGCCAGUUACAUGAAUGAAUGAUUGCAUGUAUUGUUGCAUGUAUUACAUAUACGGGCCGGUGUUUAAUAAGCCCUGCAUAUGUGUGAGGGUCAGAGAUGCGGCUUCCCUGGUAUCUAGUAGUUCUGCAGGAUGUUUCGCUGCAUUUUUUUCUCCUUCCUUUUGUCCUCCGCUUGUUUGCACUUUAUCCACAGAAAGCGAAGCAGCCCCAUGAUGUCAGCACUCAUUGUUCAGUCAGCAGCUGACCGCCAGUCCCCAUGUAAGCGUUCAAACGAAGGUGGUUUUGUGGGAGCUGGACGUUAAGGAAAAGCGCAGCCCCCGUUCGAAGGGAUACAGACAGUGUCAUGACUGGGAGUCUUAACCGCAGGGGGUCUUGGUUCAAAUCCCAGGCAGAGCUGUGAUUUUCAGCCCCUUAAUUAACACCUCGACUUGGCUUUUUUAAUGUUGUGCGAGUAGGUGAAGUCAAUAGUGAUAAAAGCCGCGUCAUACUUAGUAGAAAAAGCAAAGCAAAGGCUACUUUAUUGUGUUUUAAAAUCCAUGAAGAGCUUCCAGGACAUCAGAAAAUGUUACGGAAGCUGCAUAGAGAAGAUUCCAGAAACAUUAAAUUUGUACUUUAAUCUUGUACUUUAUUGUUUUUAAAUGGAUGAUUUACUCGAGAUUCGGAUAGUUACCCAAUCAAAAGAACCUCACAUCAGAAACUACUGAAUGAUUUAUUAAAAAUCUUUUAAAUGGAAUUGUGUAGCAGAAAUAGGAUUAAUAGCUAACAAUGCACAUUGAAAUACAUUAACCUAAAUAAAUUCACUGUACACUGAUAAAUCACUGGAUGUGCUUGAAUUUAAUGUAAUUUGUUUAGCUGUGAUACAUUGUUUGGGCUAAUUUAAUUACUGUGUGGGUCAGAUUAUUUGAUGUAUCAAAACACCUUUACGUUUGAUUUUAGUUGUAAAUUACAUGCAUUUUAGUACUGAGAAAACCUGCCAGAAAUGCUUGUUUAUAUAAAUCUUUGUCAUAAAUUUUGUACAUUAAUCUCUGAUGUUAGACGCCUUGUGUUAUUCCUCACCUAAUAGCUAUAACUACUUGUGUGGGUGUCAGGAUGCCUGUCCGCUGAUUAUUGGAUAAUGAUUUUUACAUUUGGGGCGAAUUCAAAUCUGCUUGUUCAGUUUUCAAAAACAUAUAAAUAAAAGAAGAAAAGCAAAAUGUUUUAGAA